This is a messenger RNA of Penaeus indicus, 585 nucleotides long. RefSeq lists its product as uncharacterized. The record is from RefSeq and is a predicted model, not a curated record. Bases 1 to 585 code for a protein of 194 amino acids. Gene Ontology annotation, molecular function: flavin adenine dinucleotide binding; NADP binding; N,N-dimethylaniline monooxygenase activity. The transcript has 4 exons. NCBI's taxonomy places the organism in Eukaryota, Metazoa, Arthropoda, Malacostraca, Decapoda, Penaeidae.
AUGAAAGUCGCGGAAAAUGGCUUUUAUCUUAAAGACGGUACCUUCCAAGAAGCAGAUUGCAUAAUAUACUGCACUGGCUAUAAAUAUACCUUCCCAUUUCUUGAAGAUAACUGUGGCAUCACUGUUGAGAAUAACUAUGUAAAGCCACUGUACAAGCAAAUUAUCAAUGCUUCCUUUCCCACCAUGGGGUUUAUAGGAAUCCCAUCUCGUAUCAUUGUGUUCCCACUCAUAAACUACCAGGGGAAAACUCCUUUACCAAGGACAGCUGAAAUGAAAUCAGAGAUUGAAGCCUAUGCUGAAGAGAGGAAGAUGCAAGGAUGGAAAGAAAACCAGUACCACAUCCUGCAAAAUGACCAAUUCCAAUACAUGGAAGACCUGGCACUCUGGCAGACCUACGAUUAUUCCCUUGGAGAAGAUGGGGCAUUAAUUGAGAAGUGGGAGGGCAAGGUAGUCAGCACAUCAUGGGACCUUACUGUACUGACGGCUAAACAGACAUUCCGGCUCCUGUGGCGCAAUUUUCCUAAGAUUGCUUAUAUUUUGGGCUCUGCGGUUCUUAAGAAAUUAAGGGGUUUUGUUGGAUUGUGA